Plasmodium berghei ANKA is the source of this 1725-nucleotide messenger RNA. RefSeq names its product conserved Plasmodium protein, unknown function. The transcript has a single exon. The record is from RefSeq and is a predicted model, not a curated record. NCBI's taxonomy places the organism in Eukaryota, Apicomplexa, Aconoidasida, Haemosporida, Plasmodiidae. Bases 1 to 1725 code for a protein of 574 amino acids.
AUGAAGACAUAUAAAUAUCUAAAUAAAUGUGUUCCCUCUUUGUAUUUAAAAAAUAUCAAUAAUAAAGGAUAUUCAUUUUUAUUUUUAAAAAAAAAACGGCAUUUCAACAAUUUCAUACCACGUUACAAAAAUUUCAACAACCUUUUUGAAUGCAUAGAAAUAAAUGAUUACAAUUAUAAUACCAUAAUAAAAAAAGAGAAAAGUAUUUUACUAUAUGCAUAUGCUGAUUAUUCAUAUGUGUCUUUAAAUUUUUUUAAUAAGUUAAUGGAUGUUUUUCAAGAGCAAGGCAUUAUAGAGCAAAUAAAUACUAAUAAAAAUAAGAAAUUGCCUUUUUUUAAAUUAAAUAUAAAUAAUAAUAAUAUAUUAGUGCAAAAUUUUCACAUAAAGUCAAUUCCAUUAAUACAACUACGAUAUAAAAAUAAACUGGUUUGUGAAAUAUCAGGAAAUGGAUUAAAUAAUAAAAAUGAAUUAAAAGAAAUAUUACGAAGAUAUCAUAGUUAUUUUACCCCCUUAAAUUAUGUUUGCAAUAUAAAUGAUUUUCUCCUUAGAGAAGAUGAACUCUUAAAAGAGGAGGACAGUUCAGAACAGCUACAAAAUUACAAAUCGAAAUCAAUAUCCAAUGAUAUAAAUAAAGAAACUAUCCCUUUCGAAAUUGAAAAUGUUUCUAAUGAUAAAAAUGAUGCUAAUCAUAGUAUAAUUUUAAAUGGCCAUAAUAAAAUAACUUAUGAAGGGCACACACUAACCCAAGAUGGGAUAUUAAGCAAUAUACACAUAAAGUAUGAAUGCUCUAGUUAUGUUACAUUUAAAAAAUUAGAAAUGUUAAUAAAUCAAAAGAUAAAAAAUCUCGAUAAUAUUAAAUUGUUAUUAAAUGAAAUAUUUAAUAAUCACAUUUCGUACAUAAGCAUAAACGAGCAUUAUAGUAAAAUAGCAACAAGAGGAUUUCUGUGCUUAUUUGAAAAUAGUAGCAUUAAUGAUACCCCUGAAAACGGCAUUGAAAAUUUUUUAUCGAUUGAAAAACUCAUUGAAUUAAAAAAAAAUAUAGAAAAUAGUAAUGCCCUGAAUAGCAUAAGAAAUGAUUUAAAGUUAAUUAAUUUUAAUGAACCAAUUAUGUCUUUAGACAAUUUUAAAAAUAUACAUUUAAAAAAAAUUAAAAACAUUGAAGAAUUAUUAUCAGGAAAUAUCGAUAAAAAUAAAAUCAGCACACUUAUAAAUGACCCUAAUAUUACACACAAAGAAAACCAUAUAGUUAAUAGUACAAAUAAAAUCAAAAAAAAUAAAGAAAUAGAUAAUAUAAAAAUAAUUUAUUUAAGUAGGAUAUAUAGAAUAUUAGCUAUAAAAUAUUUAGAUAUAAAGCAACAUGAUAAUUCUAUGGAUUGUGCUUUAGAAUCAUAUAAAUUAACUUUUCCUCUAAAAAAUAUAGAUACAAAAAAAUCAAAAAUACUUAUUGAAAAUUUGAUUUUAUAUUUAGGCGCAUAUAAUUCCAGUGUUAUAACAUUUUUAAGCAAAUUACAAUUUUCAUUUACUGAUAAAAUAUUUAAAGUCGUUAAAUUUCCACACACGCGCGCAAUUAAAGGUGGAAGACCAAUGAUGAAAAGAGGAAAAUCAGGAAAAUGGCUUUGGUUAAGUCAAGAUUGGAAACCAAGAUGGAUAAAAAAAAAAACAAAACUAAUUUUAGAAGAAGAAUGGAAAUGUGUACCCGAUAAAAAUGUACCAUUUUGGAACUAA